AUGAACUUCGGUAUGUUCACCGACUUUCACGUUCGCGCAGAUAUGAGCCAGGCAGAAGCCUUCGAGGAGUCGUUUAGUCAGGUGGCGGAGGUCGAGCAAAUGGGUAUGGACUCGGUUUGGCUUGCCGAGCACCAUUUCACUCCCGACCGGUCGGUGCUGGCCUCACCUUUGAUCAUAGCCAGCGCUAUUGCCGCGCGUACCUCGACUCUCCGCGUGGGACUGGCCGUGCAGGUAUUGCCCCUGACCAAUCCACUGAGGGUGGCGGAGGAGGCGGCCACCGUGGACCACAUCAGCAAGGGGCGCUUCGAUUUUGGCAUUGGACGCAGCGGCCUCACCAAGUACUACCAGGGGUACAACAUUCCUUAUUCCGAAAGCCGCGGCCGGUUCUUCGAAGCCCUCCAGGUAAUUAUGAAGGCGUGGAAAGGGGGCAGUUUCUCUCACCAAGGAGACUUCUACUCCUACGACGAUGUGCAGGUGGUCCCUCAGCCCUUCCAGCAACCCUACCCGCCGACACGCAUCGCCGUAGCCUCGGAAGACACGUUCCCGAUCGUGGGGAAACUGGGCCAUCCCAUCUUCAUCAGCGCAACAACGGGAAUUCCCGUCUUGAAAGAACGGCUCAAGCUCUACCGGACGGCACGGCAGGAGGCCGGAUUCGAGUGGCCUGGCGAGGUAACACUUCGCAUCCCCGCAUACGUGGCCGAGACUACCGCCAAAGCACAAGCGGAUCCAAAAAACAGCGCCAUCCAUGCCAUCCAAUACGCGGCUACCGAGCUCAUCAAAACGGCGGCCAGCGAGGAAGGAGUGGAACGGUUGCGGCGGAUGGCAAACAUCCCAUACGAAGAGAUUCUGCGGCAGAGAGUAAUGUUCGGCACCCCCGCGGAAGUCACGGAACGGCUGGAAGAAUAUCGGGACGAAUUAGACAUUUCCGGCGUGGUGCUGGAGACAAACUAUGGCGGCCAGAUACCCAACGAUCGGGUAAUGGCCUCCGUGCGAAUGCUGACUGAGAAUGUAGUCCCCAGGUUCAAGUGA
Molecule: messenger RNA, 1029 nt
Organism: Geodia barretti
Lineage: Eukaryota; Metazoa; Porifera; Demospongiae; Tetractinellida; Geodiidae
Source: the annotation of a GenBank genome assembly